AAGAUCCACCUCAAUCUCAAACCCCAAUCAAUCUCUGUUUCUGAAACCUCUGUUUCUUCCACCUAUAAAUAAACGAUAAGACCGUUGUAUGUGACUUUCUAACAUCACAACAACAACAUCAACAACAAAACCCGUUACAAUGGCCACCACCACCUCAACCUUCCUCCUCCUCUUGCUCCUCCACAUCGCCGCCGCCACCACCACCGUCCACGCCAUAGGAGUCAACUACGGCACCCUCGGCGACAACCUCCCUCCACCUGCCGCCGUGGCCAACUUCCUCAAGACAAGGACCACCAUCGACCGCGUCAAGAUCUUCGAUGUCAACCCGCAGAUCCUCCAGGCUUUCGCCGGCACCGGCAUCAGUGUUACUGUCACGGCGCCCAACGGUGACAUUGCUGCGCUCAGAAACAUUGAUUCUGCUCGCCAAUGGGUCGUCACCCACAUCAAGCCGUUUCAUCCUCAGACGAGAAUCAACUAUAUCCUUGUUGGUAGCGAGGUUCUUCAUUGGGGUGAUACCAACAUGAUCCGUGGCCUUGUUCCUGCCAUGAGAACGCUAUACUCUGCUCUUCAAGCAGAGGGUAUCAGAGACAUUAAGGUUACCACUGCUCAUUCUCUGGCAAUAAUGCGUUCAUCUUUGCCACCAAGUGCGGGUAGGUUCAGACCUGGGUUCGCAAAGCACGUGUUGGGUCCUAUGCUGAAGUUUCUGAAGGAAACCAGAACACCCUUCAUGGUGAACCCUUACCCUUACUUCGGGUACAACCCCAAAAACGUGAACUUCGCACUUUUCCGGCCGAACCGGGGUUUGUUCGACCGGUACACCAAGUUGAGGUACUCAAACCAGUUUGAUGCUCUUAUGGACGCGGUUUACUCGGCCAUGAAGGCUCUAGGGUAUGGUGACGUGGACAUUGCCAUCGGUGAGACCGGGUGGCCCUCCGUGUGCGACGGCUGGGAUGCCUGCAGUGUGGGGAAUGCUCAGGCCUACAAUGGCCAGCUCGUGAGGCACUUGGCGGAAGGGAAGGGGACCCCAUUGAUGCCGAACCGGCGGUUCGAGGCGUAUAUCUUUGCUUUGUUCAAUGAGAACCAGAAACCCGGUCCGAUCGCGGAGCGCAAUUGGGGUCUGUUCCGACCGGAUUUCACUCCGGUCUAUGAAUCUGGAGUCUUGCGUAGUGGCCAGAGACCAGCACCAGUAGGAGGAGGAGUUCCAAAACCUGCAGCAGGGGGACAAAAAUGGUGUGUGCCCAAGGCAGAUGCUAGCAAUCAAGCUUUGCAAGCAAACAUCAACUAUGUUUGCAGCCAAAAUGUUGAUUGCAAGCCAAUUCAACCAGGAGGAACUUGCUUUGCCCCCAAUGAUGUUAGGGCUCUUGCCACAUAUGCCAUGAAUGCUUACUACCAGGCCAAUGGAAGACAUGAUUACAACUGUGAUUUCUCUCACACUGCUGUCAUUACCUCCACCAAUCCAAGCCAUGGUAAUUGUAGAAUCUGAGCUUGUUUCUUGAAGGUCCAUAACCAGAUCAGAGGCAAGAGAGGAAGAUAGAGAAAAGCUCAUUGCCAUCUUAUCUUUAUUAGAAGGAGGGAAAUGGUGUCAAUGUGGCUGUGUUAAUUAGUGACUUUGUGACUAUGCAUUCAUGUACUCAAUUAUUUAGUUUGUUGUAUAUCAUGAUCUUGAAAACAACCUUAAAAUUGGCAUGGCAUUUCAUGCUUGAUUAAAUAUAUGAUCCGGCGAGGGUUAUUUGACAAA
Lotus japonicus is the source of this 1738-nucleotide messenger RNA. Its product is annotated as glucan endo-1,3-beta-glucosidase. Gene Ontology annotation, molecular function: hydrolase activity, hydrolyzing O-glycosyl compounds. The record is from RefSeq and is a predicted model, not a curated record. Bases 140 to 1483 code for a protein of 447 amino acids. The transcript has 4 exons. Gene Ontology annotation, cellular component: plasma membrane. Gene Ontology annotation, biological process: carbohydrate metabolic process. Lineage: Eukaryota; Viridiplantae; Streptophyta; Magnoliopsida; Fabales; Fabaceae.